AUGGGAUACGGCGGCAAGACCUUUCGAGUUGAUCGAUCUGGCAGCAGCUUUGAUCUGCGUAGCUCAAAAUAUUCGAAAUGCCAAGGUAUCUUACGCGAUAUCCUCAGAGCUGAGCAGGAUUUACGAGAGUUGGUUCAACUUGAGGAAACUUUACAGCACAGAGUUAUAGCCUUUAAAAAGGCCUCAUAUAUCGAACCGGACGCGACACAGAUAGAAAAGAUCGAAAAGCAGCUAGAGGAAACUCAAGCAAAAUACGCAAGAAAAGCGCACGAUCUAUACGAAUGCGAAAUCUCAAUUCCAAUGGAGCUCAAAGAUGCCUAUGAUAGCCUGAGGCAUAAUCCUAAAUGGUUCAUGCGCGAAGGAAUGGUCAAGGAUUGUUCUCAACGAGGCGGAUGUUGCAGCCGGGCCAGGGUCACUGCACCUUUGAGUGCUGGUGCUGCUUCAGCCAUCGAAAGGUCGAACUCACAGAUGAAGACAAAGGAUAUAUGA
Penicillium waksmanii is the source of this 489-nucleotide messenger RNA. RefSeq lists its product as uncharacterized. The transcript is spliced from 2 exons. Bases 1 to 489 code for a protein of 162 amino acids. The record is from RefSeq and is a predicted model, not a curated record. NCBI's taxonomy places the organism in Eukaryota, Fungi, Ascomycota, Eurotiomycetes, Eurotiales, Aspergillaceae.